GCAGAGAGUCUAGAGUUGGUGAGGAAAAAGGGUCGUUUGACAAAGUUGAGAGAGAGCAUUGUGGGUGGAUAUCUGGUUGUGAGAAUGUAUUUGCUCUUCGAGUCCUCGCUGCUCUUUAUACUCUUAUGCUCUUGAUAUUCUUUACGUCCCGAGCGCCCUCGAAAUGCUCGGAUGUGCCGCUAGAUCACCACCUCUCCUCGACAAACAUCCUCGGUAUGCUCUCGGCCGCACGGAGCCCGCCGAUGCUGACCUUCCACCGCGCACCCAUUGGCCGGACGCUGCGGUGCCGGUACUGCACUAAAAGCGCUUGUAUCACGUGCCAGGCACGUCUGUGCAAGUUUUGCCUCGAAGAGGAAAAUCGGGCGGGCUGUGAUUGGUCGCGUCGGGGAGCCAAAGUGGACGCAGUGAAAAAUUUUAUAUGCUUUUGUAUAGAUAUGGCGCCGGAUCAGCUCGGUGGGUGAUAAAGUGGAUACGAUUACUGGCCUGAGCUAUAUAUUGUCUCUCAUCCCACUCUUUCCUUUCUGCUUUAUCUUUUUGUUUCCUCUGUUCAUUGAUCCCCUGCGUCCUCUGCUUCCUCUUCCCUGUUUCUCGUCCUUCUGGUUCCCAUUGUUCUG
Molecule: messenger RNA, 614 nt
Organism: Ascoidea rubescens DSM 1968
Lineage: Eukaryota; Fungi; Ascomycota; Saccharomycetes; Ascoideales; Ascoideaceae
Exons: 1
Coding region: 126-461 (111 amino acids)
Source: RefSeq, a predicted model, not a curated record